This is a messenger RNA of Aureococcus anophagefferens, 1188 nucleotides long. RefSeq lists its product as hypothetical. Bases 13 to 810 code for a protein of 265 amino acids. The transcript has 3 exons. The record is from RefSeq and is a predicted model, not a curated record. Lineage: Eukaryota; Pelagophyceae; Pelagomonadales; Pelagomonadaceae. Gene Ontology annotation, molecular function: protein binding.
GGCGACGAAACGAUGGACCAAACAAACGAACGGAGUAAUACGACAGAAGAUGAGCGCGGGGAGCCGGAAUGGAGGAUCAAACAGCGAGAAUUCGAGCAGAGGAAGGCGCGGGUCAAACUCGAUCUCAAGACCUGCACGAUUUGCGGCGCAGAGAACGCCAAGCUAUGCAAGGGCUGCGGCUCCGUGGCGUACUGUUCGACUGCUUGUCAACGAGUCGACUGGCGCGAGCGGGGUCACCGGAAGGCGUGCAACAAGAUCCGAGACGAACGCGCGGCGGAAGCGGCGCGGGCGGAAGCGCCGCCGUCGCCGCCGCGCGCGGUGUUCUACGGCCCCGCGCCGCGGUCGCACGCCGACGAGGUCCGCGCGCGCAUCGCCGCGGAACACGAGAUCGCUCGAGCGUUGCGCGAGGCGAACCCGGAGCCGGAGCAGGUGAAUGGGCGGUACGGUUCGCGAAGCUGUUGUUCUCGCCAAAUCUGUCAACAGUGCGCCGCCAAGUUUCGAGGUAAGCCGUGUCCUCUCUGCCGAACGCCGGCAUCCCAAACUUAUGCUGAAGAAUUGGCAAGAAUCCAACGCCACGUGGAUAACGACGUCCCGGAAGCGAUGGCGCAGCUGGCAACUUUACACAGUGGCGGUAGACUCGGCCUCGUGAAAUCCGGCCAGAAGGCCAAGGCGUUACUCAAGCGUGCCGUGGCCCUCGGAUUUGUACCAGCGAUGGCACAGCUUGCAAUUCUAUACCGAGACGGGGACGGCAUCAAGCCAGACCGAAGGAAGGCGAAGCGGUUGUUUCGCGCGGCCGCGGACCGUGGAUAGCUCAUGGGACAUGGAGGACCACCUGCACUGGCUCAGAGCUGCCGCAGCGCAGCGCCAUGCUGAGGCGGAAUAUAUGCUUGGCUGUCACAGCGCGUCUGGCGACGGCAAACCUGGAGAGGAAGACCUCGACGAAUGCAGACGCUGGUUGGCGCGCGCGGCCGACCAUGGAGACAAAAAAGCGAGAUAUGUGCUCGACCGGCUGACUGGUGUCGUGGAUCCCGGCGUCGCUGUCGCUCUCUUCAAAGCGGCGCCGGCGGCGACGGCGCCCGGGCGCACUGGCUGACCUCAAAGAGCUGCGAUGCAUGCCUGUUUUCUUCGCCCAAUCCUCAGCACCAGUCGCUGUUAUGCCGCCGCAAGCGCGCGUAAAAAUCGGGAACG